AUGAAGCAUCAAGACUUGCCCAAGGCUGCGGAUUCCACUUCAUUUACUAUGAUGGAAGAUGAGAUUGAGAAUCUACCAGUCUUCGUGUCGCCAGUACGGAUCCACCCCUCCUCGGCAUUGACCAGGGUUUCAACAGUUGGUGACCGCAUGGCUCCUCUAGAGACAGAGGCCCUGCUUCCAGCGUGGAAAGAGCAGCUACGUCGUUCUAAGUCAAACGAAGGGAAGACGCGCAUUCAAUACUCACUUUUUCCGGGAACUCAGAGGAGCACUGUCUUGGCGGGCUAUGAAAACAGUGAGUUGGGUGGGCACUGGAUGCCCCAAAGAAUCAACAAAAGAGGCGGAGUCAGCCUGACUGAUGAAGGUAAAACGGCGGCUACAGUUGCAGCUGUUGUUGCCGCAACAUCCUCUCCGAGGAUGAGCGACGCGACGCACGCGUUUCUUCACACGAUUGCGGGAGCAGCCGGUGCUGUAGUGGCUAUGGCAGUGGUGUAUCCACUGGACUCUCUCCGUACCAUUCAGUCUGUCCAAGGGGGGAGCGCCUGGGAAGUGCUGAAGCUUCACUUACGUCAUGGUGGUUGGAGGCGACUUUACAAGGGGAUGAGGGCGGCGGUCGCUGGAGUCAUUUUCAGCUGGGGCACAUACUUUUUCGUGUACACUUUAGCCAAGCAGAAGGAGAAAAAUCGAGGCUCAAAGGCCAAAGCGGGAACGAACCUCCCAAUGGCGAUCGGAGCAGGAGUUUGUUCUACUAUCAUUAGCAAUCCAUUUUGGGUUGCUAACACUCGUCUCAAGCUGGAUUUCUCCUCGAAGACAGACGAACAUAGCAUCUUUGUGAUGCUAGUCGAAAUUUUGCGCAAGGAGGGAUUUCGUGGUUGGCUUGCGGGGAUUGUGCCAGCGCUGGUUCUGGUCUUAAACCCUGCUAUUCAGUUCGCUCUGUACGAUCACCUGCGGGCAAAGGUGCUACAGCUGAAACAGCUGGACAGUGCAAAAGCACAUGCGUGCAUUGCAUGCAUGAGGAAACCUGAAUAUGUGGAUCGUGCGUGGGGCCCAGGUCUUGCAGCCAAGCUGGUGGCUACGCUUGUGACAUACCCCUAUCUUGUUGUCAAGACCCGAGCGCAAAGCAAAGUGUUUAAUGUUAAAGACUACUCCUCAAGCGUGCGAAGCUUGAUAAUGAUUCUUGAGACGGAGGGCCUACCAGGACUUUUCGCAGGCUUGCCGUCGAAGUUGACAGCUACACUGCUGUCAUCUGCCAUAAUGUUCACGGUGUACGAGCAGUUACUACCCCUCGUUGUCAAGAUAUCCAGGCCUCUGAUGACCAAAAGUCGGAAUGCCGAUUCCAUGCAUCGUAAAAGGGCUAGUUAA
Messenger RNA from Cyclospora cayetanensis, 1359 nucleotides. Its product is annotated as mitochondrial substrate carrier family protein Q. Lineage: Eukaryota; Apicomplexa; Conoidasida; Eucoccidiorida; Eimeriidae. The transcript is spliced from 6 exons. The coding region runs from base 1 to 1359 and encodes 452 amino acids. Gene Ontology annotation, biological process: transmembrane transport; nucleotide transport. The record is from RefSeq and is a predicted model, not a curated record.